GGCGACACUUGAUUUUGCCAUCUUCAUUCUAUCAGCUGUUCGGAGUUCGGAAUGUUGCAAAGUGAAUAUGGCAGCAAAAUUAUUAGGGUUGGAUAAGGCCGCGACACUUCUCCGUACCGUACGCGAUCACGGUGGUAUUAUCGGUUCCAUCAAGACACUGUUCAGAGUGGACGAACUGAAGAGUGGUACUUUGGUCGGAGAAGACAAGUAUGGGAAUCGAUAUUAUGAGAAUAAUGCGCACUUUGUAGGUCGUAACAGAUGGAUAAUAUAUGCGGAUAAAGUUGGAUUGAAUUAUGAUGGCUCACAAGUUCCUGCUGAAUGGUAUGGUUGGUUACACUACAAAACAGAUUUGCCACCUCACAAAGACCCAUCUCGACCAAAAUAUAAAUGGAUGCAAGAUCAUCAACAAAAUAUGAGUGGUACAGAUCAAGCUUACAUGCCCUAUAGUACUACAAGACCCAAGAUUGAACCUUGGCGGCCACCACAGUGACAAGUUUAAUUGAAGAAGAGAUACAUACAGAGCAAAGUAGUUAACUCAUAACAAUAGUGGAAUAUUCAAUGUAAAUAAAGACUAUACCAGAAUAAAAAUUAUAGAUAUUUAAUGAA
Messenger RNA from Solenopsis invicta (red fire ant), 606 nucleotides. It is a transcript of the gene ND-B17.2, whose product is annotated as NADH dehydrogenase [ubiquinone] 1 alpha subcomplex subunit 12. The record is from RefSeq and is a predicted model, not a curated record. The transcript has 3 exons. Bases 68 to 490 code for a protein of 140 amino acids. NCBI's taxonomy places the organism in Eukaryota, Metazoa, Arthropoda, Insecta, Hymenoptera, Formicidae. Gene Ontology annotation, cellular component: membrane. Gene Ontology annotation, biological process: mitochondrial respiratory chain complex I assembly; response to oxidative stress.